Messenger RNA from Knipowitschia caucasica, 630 nucleotides. Lineage: Eukaryota; Metazoa; Chordata; Actinopteri; Gobiiformes; Gobiidae. The record is from the annotation of a GenBank genome assembly.
AUGGAUCCCUCUGCGGGGGCUGAGCCACAGGAGGGUGGACCCACGGGGCCCGGCUUCACGGGGCCCGGCUUCACGGCACCGAGCAACACCACAGUCCUCCAUGUGAAAUACACGUGGGUUUUGGUCCGCGCUGUCGCCUUGGACCUGGUUGCCGUGGGCAACAUAGCGCCUCAUCAGGAGCUGCCUCAUCAGGAGCUGCUUCAUCAAGAGCUGCUUCAUCAGGAGCUGCCUCAUCAGGAGCUGCUUCAUCAGGAGCUGCCUCAUCAGGACCUGCCUCAUCAGGAGCUGCUUCAUCAGGAGCUGCUUCAUCAGGAGCUGCCUCAUCAGGAGCUGCCUCAUCAGGAGCUGCUUCAUCAGGAGCUGCCUCAUCAGGAGCUGCCUCAUCAGGAGCUGCUUCAUCAGGAGCUGCCUCAUCAGGAGCUGCUUCAUCAGGAGCUGCCUCAUCAGGAGCUGCUUCAUCAGGAGCUGCUUCAUCAGGAGCUGCUUCAUCAGGAGCUGCUUCAUCAGGAGCUGCUUCAUCAGGAGCUGCCUCCUGAUAAUGACACGGUCUGGGUUGAUAAGACACCAGUGUUUAUGCAGAGCUGCAGCUGCUCUCAGCUCUAUCAUGUCCCCCUCAUUGGCCUCCGCUGA